UGUGGAUCAGAAAGAUUGGGGAAGACUCUGCACUUUAUUAGCACAAGCAGAUCACACUGCAUUAAUAGGCACUCAGGUUGAUGUUCGAGAUGCCUCAGGAAAUGGGUUUAAUAGCGAUCGCAGUCCGGCAAACCCAGGGCAAAGGGCGGGGCAGGAAUGCUUGGCUGAGCCCUGAAGGAUGUGCUCUUUCUACUCUGCUCGUCUCCAUCCCACUGAGGUCCCAGCUGGGACAGAGGAUUCCAUUUGUCCAGCAUCUGAUGUCCCUGGCUGUCGUGGAGGCAGUAAGGUCCAUUCCUGAGUAUCAGGAUAUCAACUUACGAGUGAAGUGGCCCAACGAUAUUUAUUACAGUGACCUCAUGAAGAUUGGUGGAGUUCUGGUUAACUCAACACUUAUGGGAGAAACGUUUUAUAUACUUAUUGGCUGUGGAUUCAAUGUGACCAACAGUAACCCUACCAUCUGCAUCAAUGACCUCAUCGCAGAAUACAACAAGCAGCACAAAGCAGAACUGAAGCCCUUGAGAGCGGAUUUUCUCAUUGCCAGAUCUGUGACUGUGCUAGAGAAACUGAUUGACACAUUUCAGGACCAAGGGCCCAAUGGUGUUCUUCCCCUUUAUUAUAAAUAUUGGGUACACAGUGGUCAGCAAGUCCGUCUGGGAAGCACCGAGGGGCCAGUGGUGUCCAUAGUGGGCCUGGACGAUUCUGGCUUCCUUCAGGUUCAUCAGGCGGGCAGCGAGGUUGAGACUGUGCAUCCGGAUGGCAACUCCUUUGACAUGCUGAGGAACCUCAUCCUCCCCAAGCAGCCGUAGUGCCAGGUGCCACUGCAGGCCUGACCUGGGGGCCUCACUCAUGGGGCAGGGUGCCUGGGCAGUGGCAGGACACAGCUGGGAUGUGGGGGCCCGAGGCCAGCGUCCCGCUCCCUGCCGCCGCCCUUCCUCGCCCACCCGUGGGUCUCCAAAACUAAUUUAGAGUUGUAAGUGAAUUUUUCCUUCGCCCAAUUCAUGUUAACUCCUUAAUUUUUUUUUUCAAUUUUUCUGUUUUUGUAGGUUUGUUUUGUUGUUGUCAUUUUAUUUGGUGUUUAAGAUGCUGUGGAAUGAAGGGUGUGAAAUUCCUUCGCCCCUCAGACUUACAUUUAUGUUUAUUGGGGAGGGGAAGUUUUACAUGGAAACAGCAAUGGGUUAUGUUUUUCCAAUGGUGGUGAUCUUUACCCCUAGACUAUUAAGAAACAAAUCAGAAAACGCUCUGCAGCCCAGUGGUGAGUUAGAGGUAUGGUAUCACUGUUUAUAAGCAUUCAGGGAGGGAUUCUUCUACGAG
This is a messenger RNA of Galeopterus variegatus (Sunda flying lemur), 1311 nucleotides long. Its product is annotated as biotin--protein ligase-like. Gene Ontology annotation, molecular function: biotin--[biotin carboxyl-carrier protein] ligase activity. Gene Ontology annotation, biological process: protein modification process. Gene Ontology annotation, cellular component: cytoplasm. The coding region runs from base 81 to 806 and encodes 241 amino acids. Lineage: Eukaryota; Metazoa; Chordata; Mammalia; Dermoptera; Cynocephalidae. The transcript has 6 exons. The record is from RefSeq and is a predicted model, not a curated record.